Molecule: messenger RNA, 5640 nt
Organism: Oncorhynchus kisutch (coho salmon)
Lineage: Eukaryota; Metazoa; Chordata; Actinopteri; Salmoniformes; Salmonidae
Product: regulator of nonsense transcripts 1-like
Exons: 24
Coding region: 1558-4881 (1107 amino acids)
Biological process (GO): nuclear-transcribed mRNA catabolic process, nonsense-mediated decay
Cellular component (GO): cytoplasm
Molecular function (GO): ATP binding; RNA binding; DNA binding
Source: RefSeq, a predicted model, not a curated record
CUUUUGUUUGUUGUUUUUCUUGGGGGGGAAAAAACAGCAAUUUCAGAUAGUUUCUCUUACUUGCAAAAGCCAAAUGUUGCUCGUUUACAUGGAUUUCUUAUUGUUUCUUGAGUAUUUUUCUAAGAAGUUGUAGUUGUGCCUUUUACUACGGUUAUUUAUAUCAGGGAACGGUUUGGUUCUAUCUCAUAUUUUCAAGUCUGUGGGCCCAACUUUGAUUAAUAGCUGUAUGGCGAUGUUUGAAGUUCAAUGAACUUUAUCAGAUCAGUAUGCUUAUCUCAGCCGAGGAUUUCAUUUGAUGAAGUGGGCAGGUAGGCAGGCAGCCAGGUGAGAAUUGGACCCAGUUCUUGCAUUUCUGUAGCACUUUCUUUUUUUACUUUAUUGACUGAAUUGUUUUGGAUGUUUCAGCUUUAUGAACGUCAUUGAGCUGGUUUAGUUUUGUUCUUGUAUUUUUGUCAUAACACAGUAUUUGUUUUCAGUUGUCUCCCAUUACGGCUUCUUACCGUGUUGUAUCUAUAUUUUAAAAGACAUGUCAUACCUCUCGUGGUACAACCACAUAAUAACAUACAGUAACUGAUCCAGAUGAAUUGUAUCUUCUUCCCAGAACAACUGUCAUAAGCAAUUUUGUUGCCUAAAAUAUGUUUUGUGUUUACUGGGUAUUUGAGUGUUCAUGGACUGUAUCCAUGGAGAUUUGUCUUUGUGUCGUUUAUGUGUUCCUUCACACUGUCACAUACUGGUUAUUACAUAUGUGAUUAAAUUGUGACUAUACUCACAGAUGUGAAAGCCUAUGUCCCCAAAUGCUUGUUGAGGUGACCAAUUUCCUUUGAGGAUACUCUUCUGACCUGUGCCAUAUGUAAUAAUGGAAAGGGCUGUAGAAUAUUCACUAGGUUACUAUUUAGAAAUGAACUUCCUACAUACAUCGAUCCCAGUAUGCCUAAAAUCUAUACCAACCUAUAAAUGCUCCUCUGUCUCAAUGUGUAGGCCUAUUGUUCUUAGAUGUAUAUCAUAUUUUAUGACAUCUAGAUGUACAUCAAAUUCCUCUGUAUUUUCCCGUAUUUCUAUUUAGUGGUUGGUUUUGUAAACAAAAAUAAGCAUUGAAAAAGAUGAACCUCAUUAACGUUUGAAUAAAUACAUUUUGGUUUCCCAUGUGCCUCGAGAAUAACCCACACACAAUGUUAAUUCUCUUCCAAUCAUAAGUAUAUUCAUAGUAAACACUUCUAGUUGACAGCUACUGAUUUUUUUUGACAUGAUAAAAAAUAGAUUUAGUCACCAAUAUCAAUCAAUCCAUCAAUAAUAGUUUCAUCCUACUUCAUUUGCAUUUCUGUUCUCUAUGCACGUUGUGUGGCUAGGAAGUUCGUCACUGUUUGGUGUUGGAGUUCAGGCGCCUCGAGUUGUUUUCUGUUUAAUUUCUGGUGCGGUUAGAAUUUUGUUUAGGUUCAAAUCAGACUUGAAGCAGAAGCGGUGAUCACAGAUAUCAGCAUUGAUAAGCAUAUCACUGAAGCUCUUGAUCAUAUUCAACGCCGCAUCGGAGUCCGUUUAGGACGCGCAACUUGUGUCGAGAUGAGUGUGGAAGCGUACGGGCCGAGUUCUCAAACGCUCACCUUCCUGGACACCGAAGAAGCGGAGCUACUUGGAGCAGAUACCCAGGGCUCGGAGUACGAGUUUACCGAUUUUACCCUACCUAGCCAGACACAAACUCAAGGCCACACCCAGAGUCAGCUGGACAAUCAGGUGAAUGGUCCUAAUGAAGGGCUUCACAAUGGAGGGGUUGAUGAUGUUGCCAAGGCGAGCCAAAUUCUCUCUGAGUUGAACUUUGAGGAGGAUGAAGAGGACACCUAUUACACUAAAGACCUCCCACUGCAUGCCUGCAGUUACUGUGGCAUCCAUGAUCCUGCGUGUGUGGUGUACUGCAACACAAGCAAGAAGUGGUUCUGCAAUGGACGUGGCAAUACAUCUGGCAGCCACAUCGUAAACCACUUGGUGAGAGCCAAAUGCAAAGAGGUGACUCUGCACAAAGACGGGCCGUUGGGCGAGACAGUGCUGGAGUGCUACAACUGUGGCUGUCGCAACGUCUUCCUCCUGGGCUUCAUACCCGCCAAGGCCGACUCUGUGGUGGUGCUGCUGUGCAGGCAGCCAUGUGCCAGUCAGAGCAGCCUGAAAGACAUAAACUGGGACAGCUCCCAGUGGCAGCCGCUGAUCCAGGACCGCUGCUUCCUGUCCUGGCUGGUAAAGAUCCCCUCGGAGCAGGAGCAGCUCCGGGCCCGACAGAUUACCGCCCAACAGAUCAACAAGCUAGAGGAGCUCUGGAAGGACAAUCCAACAGCCACUCUGGAGGAUCUGGAGAAGCCCGGUGUAGAUGAGGAGCCUCAACAUGUGCUGCUGCGCUACGAGGAUGCCUACCAGUACCAGAACAUCUUCGGCCCCCUUGUCAAACUGGAGGCCGACUACGACAAAAAGCUUAAAGAGUCCCAGACCCAAGAUAAUAUAACGGUCAGGUGGGACCUGGGGCUGAAUAAAAAGCGGAUUGCCUAUUUCUCCUUGCCCAAGACGGAUUCAGGUGACAUGCGGCUGAUGCAGGGAGAUGAGAUUUGUCUGCGCUACAAAGGAGACCUGGCUCCACUUUGGAAAGGCAUCGGCCAUGUCAUCAAAGUCCCAGACACACCCUUUGUGAAAGACUAUGGAGAUGAGAUUGCUAUAGAAUUGCGCAGCAGUGUCGGAGCACCUGUGGAAACAACCCACGACUACCAGGUGGAUUUCGUGUGGAAGUCCACUUCCUUUGACAGAAUGCAGAGUGCCCUGAAGACCUUUGCUGUGGACGAGACGUCCGUGUCAGGCUACAUCUACCACAAACUGCUGGGCCACGAGGUGGAGGAUGUCAUCAUCAAGUGUCAGCUGCCCAAACGCUUCACUGCCCAGGGCCUACCCGAUCUCAACCACUCUCAGGUGUAUGCUGUGAAGACUGUGCUGCAAAGACCCCUCAGUCUUAUCCAAGGCCCCCCUGGCACUGGGAAAACUGUCACCUCUGCCACCAUAGUGUACCAGCUCGCCAGGCAGGGCAACGGACCCGUGCUGGUGUGUGCUCCCAGUAACAUCGCGGUGGACCAGCUGACUGAGAAGAUCCACAUGUCAGGUCUGAAGGUGGUCCGGCUGUGUGCUAAGAGCAGAGAGGCCAUCGACUCCCCCGUCUCAUUCCUGGCGCUGCACAACCAGAUCCGCAACAUGGACAGUAUGCCAGAGUUGCAGAAGCUGCAGCAGCUGAAGGAUGAGACCGGGGAGCUGUCGUCUGCUGACGAGAAGCGUUACCGGGCCCUGAAGCGCACCGCUGAGCGAGAGCUGCUCACGAAUGCGGAUGUGAUCUGCUGUACCUGUGUGGGGGCAGGAGAUCCACGCCUGGCCAAGAUGCAGUUCCGCUCCAUCUUGAUUGAUGAGAGCACCCAGGCCACCGAGCCAGAGUGCAUGGUGCCUGUGGUCCUGGGUGCCAAGCAGCUCAUUCUGGUGGGAGACCACUGCCAGCUGGGCCCAGUAGUGAUGUGUAAGAAGGCAGCCAAAGCAGGCCUGUCCCAGUCUCUGUUUGAGCGUCUGGUGGUGCUGGGCAUCAGGCCCAUUCGUCUGCAGGUGCAGUACCGUAUGCACCCGGCCCUUAGCUCUUUCCCCUCCAACAUCUUCUACGAGGGCUCCCUGCAGAACGGAGUCACCGCUGCUGACCGCAUCAAGAAAGGCUUUGACUUCCAGUGGCCGCAGCCAGACAAGCCCAUGUUCUUCUAUGUAACUCAAGGCCAGGAGGAAAUAGCCAGCUCUGGAACGUCCUACCUGAAUAGAACUGAGGCGGCCAACGUGGAGAAGAUCACAACCAGGCUGCUGAAGGCUGGGGCCAAGCCUGACCAGAUAGGCAUCAUCACCCCCUACGAGGGCCAGAGGUCCUACCUGGUGCAGUACAUGCAGUUCAGUGGUUCCCUCCAUACAAAACUCUACCAGGAGGUUGAGAUCGCCAGCGUGGACGCGUUCCAGGGCAGGGAGAAGGACUUUAUCAUCCUGUCGUGCGUACGAGCCAACGAGCACCAGGGCAUCGGCUUCCUCAAUGACCCGCGACGUCUCAACGUGGCCCUCACCAGAGCCAAGUAUGGGGUGAUCAUUGUGGGCAACCCAAAGGCCCUGUCCAAGCAGCCUCUGUGGAACCACCUUCUCAACUACUACAAGGAGCAGAAGGUUCUGGUGGAGGGACCCCUCAACAACCUGAGAGAGAGCCUGAUGCAGUUCAGCAGGCCCCGCAAGCUGGUCAAUGCCAUCAACCCUGGAGCCCGGUUCAUGAGCACUGCCAUGUAUGAUGCCCGUGAGGCCCUCAUCCCUGGGUCUGCCUACGAUCGCAGCAGCGCAGGGCGUCCAUCCAACAUGUAUUUCCAAACCCACGAUCAGAUCGGCAUGAUUGGGACUGGGCCAGCCCACAUGGCGGCCAUGAACAUGCCUAUUCCCUUCAACUUGGUGGUGCCCCCCAUGCCUCCGCCAGGCUACCUGGCCCAGGCCAACGGCCCUGCUGCAGGUCGUGGUGGGGUGCUGAAGAGCAAAGCGGGGCGUGGCGGGCGCCAGAGGACCCGCGGCAUGGGGAACCACGGUAGCAGCGGGCAAGCCAACGGGCACAACAGCCAGGCUAGCCAGGACGUAUCUUCCCAGCCCUUCUCCCAGGGGCCACUCACCCAGGGCUACAUCACCAUGAGUCAGCCCUCCCAGAUGAGCCAGCCUGGCCUCUCCCAGCCUGAACUUUCCCAGGACAGUUAUUUAGGUGACGAGUUCAAGUCCCAGAUCGACGUGGCUCUGUCGCAGGAUUCGACUUACCAGGGUGAACGUGCAUACCAACAUGGUGGAGUGACUGGACUGUCACAGUACUAGAGUGUUGUUGGAAGAGGAGCUAGGCUUGAGCUGAGCUUAGUUCAUCAGCAUUUUAAUCUGGGUAAUAAUAAAAACAAAAAAUGGAGACCUGUUUUCCUCUACAACUGAAGCACCACCGUGUGAAAUCAACGGGAGAGAGAAACCAACCAAUCGCGAGAGAGAAAGUGGUAGAAAAAACGGACGGCCAGGAAGAGGGAACGUGUGGGAGUGAGGGACCACUGCCGGCACAUGGGAACGAAAGCGAGAGGAAGACGGUGGCCAGCGGUCGAGCUGUCGUGAGGAAGACGAAACGAGGAACAACUCCCUCCCUCCACAACCCUUUUCCCACCUCCCAUUCUAACCUCACACCUCUGUCUGAGAGAAUGACCAGUUAUCCAGAGGACCUUGCUCUUUGAUCAACUAACAGAGAAUGAAAGACAAGUUCUCAAGCAACUUGGCUGGGGGAGCACUUUCCACUAACUCUCGAAAGCGGAUAACAAGAAUGUAGAGGGGGGAGGGUGUGGAACACUUCAAGCAGGCAACAUAGGAAAUCGUCACCUCAAUGUUGAUCACUUGCGGUGUUGAUCUCAACUCUCAGACCUGAAAUCUCAUCAAAUGACCGCAAGAGGAACCGUCUCCAAGAGGAACCGUCUCCAAGAGGAACCGUCUCCAAGAGGAACCGUCUCCAAGAGGAACAGUGGCAGUUCACAUCGUCGUUCAACUUUUGAGUUGAAAAGUUUUCUCCGCUAAAGUCUGAUAAUAAAGAACUUUGAAUUGAAA